Saccostrea cuccullata (small rock oyster) is the source of this 1341-nucleotide messenger RNA. RefSeq names its product putative ankyrin repeat protein RF_0381. Lineage: Eukaryota; Metazoa; Mollusca; Bivalvia; Ostreida; Ostreidae. The coding region runs from base 1 to 1341 and encodes 446 amino acids. Gene Ontology annotation, molecular function: protein binding. The record is from RefSeq and is a predicted model, not a curated record. The transcript has a single exon.
AUGUGUGAAUAUUUGGUCAAUCAUUAUCCCGAUUUAUUGGAGAUAAGGGACAAUAACGGAUGGACAGCGUUACAUUCUGCUUGUAAGGAAGGAAGUGUAGAAACUGUAUCCUUUCUUAUAGAAAAAGGAAUGGACAUUAAUACCUUGUCAAAUGAUGGUAAAAGUAUUCUGCAUAGAGCUUGUGUCAAUGGAAAAUUUGAAGUUUGUGAUUACUUAGUUGAGAAUUAUCCCCAUCUAUUACAAGUCAGGGACAAAUCUAGUGUAACAGUGUUGCAUGAUGCAGCUUGGGGAGGCAAUGUUCAAGUAGUCCAACUGUUGAUUGAUAAAAAGAUGGACGUCAAUUCCCGACUACAAAGUGGUGCAACAAUUUUACAUCAGUGCUGUCGCUCUGGUAAAAUGGAGAUGUGUGAGUUUUUGGUCAAUCAUUUUCCAGAUUUACUGAAGAUAAGGGACAAUAGAGGAUGGACAGUGUUACAUUCAGCUUGUUAUGGAGGGAGUGUAGAAUUUAUUUCCUUUCUUAUAGAAAAUGGAUUGGACUUAAAUGCCGUGUCAAAUGAAGGUAAAAGUAUUCUGCAUAGAGCUUGUGUCAAUGGAAAAUUUGAAGUUUGUAAAUACUUAGUUGAGAAUAAUCCCCAUCUAUUACAAGUCAGGGACAAAUCUAGUGAGACAGUGUUGCAUGAUGCAGCCUGGGGAGGCAAUGUUCAAAUAGUAGAAUUAUUAAUUGAGAAAAAGAUGGACGUCAAUUCCCGACAAGAAAGUGGUGAAACAAUUUUACAUCAGUGCUGUCGUUCUGGUAAAAUGGAGAUGUGUGAGUAUUUGGUCAAUCAUUUUCCAGAUUUAUUGGAAAUAAGAGACAAUAGAGGAAAAACAGUGUUACAUUCAGCUUGCUGGGGAGGAAGUGUUGAAAUUGUUUCCUUUCUUCUAGAAAAAGGAAUGAGCAAUAAUACCUUGUCAGAUGAUGGUAAAAGUAUUCUGCAUAGCGCUUGUGUCAAUGGAAAAUUUGAAGUUUGUGAUUACUUAAUUAAGAAUUAUCCCCAUCUAUUACAAGUAAGGGACAAAUCUAGUGUAACAGUGUUGCAUGAUGCAGCUUGGGGAGGCAAUGUUCAAGUAGUCCAACUGUUGAUUGAUAAAAAGAUGGACGUCAAUUCCCGACAAGAAAGUGGUGAAACAAUUUUACAUCAGUGCUGUCGCUCUGGUGAAAUGGAGAUAUGUGAGUAUUUGGUCAAUCAUUUUCCAGAUUUACUGAAGAUAAGGGACAAUAGAGGAAAAACAGUGUUACAUUCAGCUUGCUGGGGAGGAAGUGUUGAAAUUAGGUUUUUUCUUCUAGAAAAUGGAAUGUAG